Lolium rigidum is the source of this 753-nucleotide messenger RNA. RefSeq names its product dof zinc finger protein DOF3.1. Gene Ontology annotation, biological process: regulation of DNA-templated transcription. Gene Ontology annotation, molecular function: DNA binding; DNA-binding transcription factor activity. The transcript has a single exon. The coding region runs from base 1 to 753 and encodes 250 amino acids. Lineage: Eukaryota; Viridiplantae; Streptophyta; Magnoliopsida; Poales; Poaceae. The record is from RefSeq and is a predicted model, not a curated record.
AUGGUUCACAUCACCGUCAUGGAUCAGGUGUCCGAGGAGGACGUGAGGCUCCUGUCCCCACCGGCGCCGGCGCCGUCCCCGGCCCCAGCGUCCGUUGGCAGCGGCGCGGCGGGGAGGAGGGUCGGGGAGGCGGAGCGGGCGGCGCAGUACGCGUGCCCGCGGUGCGACUCCACCGACACCAAGUUCUGCUACUACAACAACUACAACCUCGCGCAGCCGCGCCACUUCUGCAAGGGCUGCCGCCGCUACUGGACCCGCGGCGGCGCGCUCCGCAACGUCCCCGUCGGCGGCGGCACGCGCAAGGCCGCCCCCUCCGGCGCCGCCGCCUCCCGCCGCAAGAACCGCCCCUCCAGCUCCCACGCCGCCGCGGCUGCUCAGGUCGCGUCCGUCGUCUCCCAGCUCUCCUCCGUCUCCGCGCCGAUGCCUCUGCCGCUGCUCCCGCUCUCGGUCACCGCGCCGCCGCCGUCGCAGCUGCCGUACCCAGAGCUGUCCUUCGUGUCCACCCUCGCGGCCAUGGACCCCGACCGCCGCCUCCUCGACCUCGGCGGCAGCUUCAGCUCCCUCAUGGCGCCGCCCGCCCCCAUGCUCACCCACGCCCACUUCGCCACCGGCUUCCUGUUCGGCGGCGGCGGUGGCGGCAGCGCGGGCCAAGCUCAUGGUCACGCUCCUGGUCUGCCGCAGCAGCCGCCGGUGGUGUCGCAGGCCGUGCCGGAGGGCUUCUGGGGCAUGGGGUGGCCGGACCUGUCCAUCUAG